Messenger RNA from Lodderomyces margitis, 2526 nucleotides. RefSeq names its product DPH2. Gene Ontology annotation, biological process: protein histidyl modification to diphthamide. NCBI's taxonomy places the organism in Eukaryota, Fungi, Ascomycota, Pichiomycetes, Serinales, Debaryomycetaceae. The record is from RefSeq and is a predicted model, not a curated record. Gene Ontology annotation, molecular function: 2-(3-amino-3-carboxypropyl)histidine synthase activity. Bases 1 to 2526 code for a protein of 841 amino acids. The transcript is spliced from 2 exons.
AUGAAUUCAGAAGAGGCGGUGGCGCCUGCCCUAUCAACAUACCAAGAUGACUCGGCAUUCACAUACGACAAAAUCGAAUCAACGAAAAAGGAGCGAAGUCAUCUCCAUUUGAAAAACCCCGAUGAUCAUCAAGAGGUAGUUUGCAAAAUACGAGAAUAUUACUCACUACCACAAUUAAUCGAGAAGUUAUCAGAAAAGAAUGGAGAUGAACCAAAGUUCAAACGUAUAACAUUACAGUUCCCCGAUGAGCUAAUAUGUGAUUCUGUCACCAUUGUCCAUAUUUUACAACAGGAGCUUGGCAUAAACACUCUGGACCAGAAGCAGAAAAUUUGGAUUCUAGCUGAUACGUCCUAUUCGGCAUGUUGUGUUGAUGAAAUAGCUGCUGAGCAUGUUCAAAGUGACUUGGUAGUUCAUUUCGGUGAUGCGUGUUUGAAUGAAGUGGCUAAAAUAAACUCCAAAUAUGUAUUGGGAAGGCCCGAAGUGGAUGUGGAUGCAAUGGUAAAACAGUUUCAGGAUAGGUAUAAUCAGGAUGAUAAAGUAGUAUUGAUGGCCAAUGCACCAUACACUUAUAUCCUACAUCAGCUAAAGGAAAAGUUAGAACAAUACAACCAUGUCAUCAUUGCUGAUUUGAUUGUCCCAAGUUCAAAGUCGGAAAUAAUUGGAUACCUGCCAAUAAAGGAAAAUGGACUCAAAAAAUUCAAUCGGACAUUUCCCGUGGAGAAUAUAUCUGAAUACGAAUUGUUUCAUGUCACUGUACCUGAAGCGCCUAGGCUUUUACAACUAACCACCAACUUUGUAUCCGUCACGACUUAUGAUACUGGUACAAAUAGCAUCUCACAAGGUCCCUAUCCUAACUUGAUGAGGCGAUAUAAAUUUGUUCAUGUUGCCCGAAGUGCAGGAACGGUUGGUAUCCUAGUCAAUACGUUGUCGUUAUCGAACACAAAGCAGUUGAUAAACACGAUAAAGGAAAAGAUUAAAAAAGCCGGUAAAAAGCAUUAUAUUUUUGUAGUGGGCAAACCGAAUGUGGCCAAAUUGGCAAAUUUUGAAAGUGUUGAUGUCUGGUGUGUAUUGGGUUGCGAUCAUCAAGGAAUCAUAAUUGAUCAAGUGAAUGAAUUUUUCAAACCUAUAGUUACUCCAUAUGAGUUAUUGCUCGGGUUGAGUGAUGAGUUGGCAUGGACUGGGAGAUGGAUUACCGAUUAUAAGACUGUCAUUGAGGAUUACAAAAUGGAAGAAGCAACUUCGAAAUUGCAAGAAGACGAAGCUGAAGCCAGUUCUGAUGAAGAACCCGAGUUUGAUCCUGUAAGUGGUAGGUAUGUGAGUAUGUCUCGACCUCUUCGACAAAUUAAUCAUUUGACGAUUAAGAAUGAGAGUGAGAAUGGAUCAAGUACUGAUGAAAAGAGAUUAGUGGAGAAGUUUUCUAAUAGUGUUGCCAUUCGUAAUACUGUGAGCACAUCAGCAAUGCAUUUGCAAAAUAGACAAUGGACUGGUUUGGGCAGUGAUUAUGCAAACAAUAAUGGUUCUGAUGAUGAUGAUGACGACGACUUAGGCGAUGAGCAAGGUACCUUAGCUGUUGAAGGAAGAUUGGGUAUAGCACGGGGGUUCUUUUCCUUGUGGUGGACCCCGUUACCUUAUAUUCUUUUGGCCAUUUUCAUAAUUUUGGUGAUUGUUAGUUUUAUUUUACUUUUCGUUGAGGGUUACAACUAUCCAUCAAAAAACCAAUGGAAAGGCUUGGGUCGCUCUGAUAUUGCCUUGGUCACUGGGGGAUCGAGUGGACUAGGACUAGAAAUCGUUAAAUCGUUAUUGGUUAGAGACGUUACGGUGUAUGUGCUUGAUCGUAAUCCCGUUCCAUUGAAAUUAGCCGAGGAGUCAAAACUCCAUUAUAUUGCUUGUGAUUUAGGCGACGAAUGUGAACUAAAGGAUAAAUUGACAAAGUUGAUUCAUGGAUUGAAUGAUAAAAAGCAGUAUAUCAGUGUUCUUGUUAAUAAUGCUGGAGUCAGAGAUCACCGAUCCUUGGUUAAUUUGAGUUUUGAAAAGGUCAAGGCCAUGUUUAAUAUCAACACAAUUCUGCAGGUUUAUAUUCUACAAAAGAUUCUUGCUAAUCACUUGUCAUACAAUGGCAAUGGUAAAUUGUCGAUUGUUACAGUAUCGUCAAUAUUGGGAACAUUUGCACCAAAGAAUUUAUCAAUUUACUCGGCAACAAAAGCAUCACAAAUCAUGUUGCAUGAGUCUUUGCAACAAGAGUUGAAGCAAUUUCCCAAGAUUAGGUUGUUGUUGGUAACUUCGGGUCAAAUGAAUACGGAAUUGUUUAAAGAUGUCACGCCUACAAAACAAUUUAUUGCUCCAGUGGUUGAUCAUGUUGAAUUAGCACAAACAAUUACCAAAAGAGUCGACAGAGGUUACAUGGGGUGUUUGGCAAGUCCAAUGUAUGCCAAUUUUCUUCCAGGAAUAAGAACAGCGCCGUUGUUUGUCCAGGAUUUCUGUAGAUGGGUAAGUGAAAUUGACGAUAAGGUUAAGGACAUUAUUUAA